GCAGAUGAGCUGAUGACAAGGGUCCUGCUUCCUGGUUACGGAUCGGCUACUGACGGGCUUUAUCUUCCCUUCUUUUUCGUGUUUGUAGAAAGGCUGUUGAUGUGUGAGUGUUUGCAGGGAGAAUGUGUUCAGUCCAGCUUCAAGGAGAGUUUAUCAGCGAGCAGUUAACUCCUGCUGAAGAAACAUUGACGGAGGUUAAAGGAAGAGAGAAAAGGCCCAAAGUGGAGAUGGACGAUCAGCACAGACUGCUGGAUUUCACCAGGAUCCCCCAGAUCAUCUUACACCGGAUAGACCGCCUGCAGGAUUAUGUUGGAAAAGAAGAGGUUUUCCCUGGGCAGCAGUUCUCUGACCAGGAGAGGAAAUCCAGUUUGGACCAAGCAGAACCAGAACCUCUGCAGAUAAAAGAAGAGCAGCAAAAGCCAGAAAGUCCCUCAAUAAAAGAGGAAACCAUGGAGCUCCACAUAAACCGCCUGCAGGAUUAUGUUGGAAAAGAAGAGGUUUUCCCUGAGCAGCAGUUCUCUGAACAGGAGAGGAAUUCCAGUUUGGACCAAGCGGAACCAGAACCUCUGCAGAUAAAAGAAGAGCAGCAAAAGCCAGAACAUCCCUGGAUAAAAGAGGAAACCAUGGCGCUCCACAUAAACCGCCUGCAGGAUUAUGUUGGAAAAGAAGAGGUUUUCCCUGAGCAGCAGUUCUCUGAACAGGAGAGGAAUUCCAGUUUGGACCAAGCAGAACCAGAACCUCUGCAGAUAAAAGAAGAGCAGCAAAAGCCAGAACAUCCCUGGAUAAAAGUGGAAACCAUGGAGCUCCACAUAAACCGCCUGCAGGAUUAUGUUGGAAAAGAAGAGGUUUUCUCUGAGCAGCAGUUUUCUGGAAAGGAGAGGAAUUCCAGUUUGGACCAAGCAGAACCAGAAUCUCUGCAGAUAAAAGAAGAGCAGCAACAGCCAGAAAGUCCCUCACUAAAAGAGGAAACCGUGGAGCUUCCCAUAAGUAAACAUGAAGAGCAGCGUGUUCUGGAGCAGGAGACUAGAGAUACAGGAGAGAAACCUUUCCCAUGUUUAAGAUGUGGAGAAAGAUUUCUGAAAAAAGAAUAUUUAAAGGUUCACAUGAGAAUUCACAGAGGUCGGAAGAUUUACAAAUGUCAGUCUUGUGGAAAAACCUUCAAAUCUAAAUUUUAUAUUAAUAGACACAUGAGAACCCACACAGGUGAGAAGCCUUUCAAAUGUGAGUCCUGUGGAAAAAGCUUUUCUCAGACAUGUGAUCUUGAUAAACACACCAGAAUUCAUACAGGUGAGAAGCCGUUCAAAUGUGAAUUCUGUGGAAAAGGCUUUUGUCAGACGUCUGAUCUUUAUACACACACCAGAAUUCACACGGGUGAGAAGCCGUUUUCCUGUACUCUUUGUGGCAAAAGCUUUAGUAGAAAAAAUAACUUGACUGCUCACAUGAGAAUUCAUACGGGUGAGAAACCUUUCAAAUGUGAGUCUUGUGAGAAAAGCUUUACCGAAAAAGGCACUCUUGAUAAACACACCAGAACUCACACAGGUGAGAAGCCUUUCAGAUGUGAGUCCUGUGGAAAAAGCUUUUUCCGGACAUCUGAUCUUAACAAACACACAAGAAUUCACACGGGUGAGAAGCCGUUCAAAUGUGACUUCUGUGGAAAAGGUUUUUCUCAUAGAGUUGAUCUAUAUAAUCACACCAGAACUCACACAGGUGAGAAGCCGUUCUCCUGUAGUCUCUGUGGAAAAAGUUUUAUUAGAAAAACUAGCUUGACUUCUCACAUGAGAACUCACACGGGUGAGAAGCCUUUCAAAUGUGAGUACUGUGGAAAAGGCUUUACCUUAAAAGGCUCUCUUGACAAUCACAUCAGAAUUCACACAGGCGAGAAGCCGUUCUCCUGUACCCUUUGUGGCAAAAGUUUUUGUCAACAGGCUAGUUUGACUUACCACAUGUCAACUCAUGUGCAAAAUGUUUGCCCUCCAUGAAACGGAUCUUACAAAGAAAGAUGUAUUGCUUCACAUAAGAGAGGUCAUGCAGGAGCCAUAAAUGAAAAGGUGCUUUGAUCUUUGUUUGGGUUUUUAGCUGUUUUGUUUUUGAUUUUAUUUCUUUGUCCGGUUGGUUGUUUGUUGAGGAAUGGAGUUUUGUAUUUUGACAUAUUACUCACCUGUUGGAGUGUCACAGGUAGAAAGUGGGUGAGAGGGCCACUGUAUUUUUUAUUGACCACUCUACAAAUCCCUGUGAUCUACACUACAGUUCAAAAGUUUGGGGUCAUCCAAACAAUUUUGUGUUUUCCUGAAAAGUCACACUUAUUCACCACCAUAUGUUGUGAAAUUAAUAGGAAAUACAGUC
Messenger RNA from Cyprinodon tularosa, 2343 nucleotides. RefSeq names its product gastrula zinc finger protein XlCGF57.1-like. Gene Ontology annotation, biological process: central nervous system development; regulation of transcription by RNA polymerase II. The record is from RefSeq and is a predicted model, not a curated record. NCBI's taxonomy places the organism in Eukaryota, Metazoa, Chordata, Actinopteri, Cyprinodontiformes, Cyprinodontidae. Bases 123 to 1979 code for a protein of 618 amino acids. Gene Ontology annotation, molecular function: RNA polymerase II cis-regulatory region sequence-specific DNA binding; DNA-binding transcription factor activity, RNA polymerase II-specific. Gene Ontology annotation, cellular component: nucleus. The transcript has 5 exons.